AUGGCGCUCAGAACAGUCUACGAGCGAUUCCUGGCCGCCCCGACAGUCGAGGUCCUGAGCCCCGAUGCCUCGUGGAACUACAUCACGACGACCACCUCGGUCACAGGCGGCGAGCAGGUCGUCAAGCACCUCACCAGCCAGCAGAGAAUCGUGAAGAAGAAGGGUGACAAGACGCUCGGCGCCAUCGAGACCGCCGAUGCGCUGGUCCUGGACGUGGAGACAACCCUGGAGUUUCUCACUGGCGGCGGGGCUUAUCUCCCCUCGCUGGACGAUAACUUCCUGGCCGAUCGCGUGGUGACCUUUCCGACGGUGCAUAUUGUUCGCUUCAACUCGCAGAACCAGAUCCAACAGGUCAGGCUUUACUGGGACCAGGCCUCGCUCCUCAAGCAAGUCGAAGUCAUUGGCUCUCGUGCACGCAAUUGGCCAAUUCGCGAUGCCAACGAGCAGUCCAGGUUCAUCUCCAAUGUAGUGCGAGCCACAGCACAGGACACUCUCACGCCUCCGCCGUCCCGGGAGAGCGCUUCCAAGCCCACGGAGAAGAUUGCCGCCCCUUAUGCCCCCGGAUCAGCCAGGCCGCCUCCGCGCGACCCUAGCGAGCUCUUCUUUUCCGAACCUGAGCACGACUCAACGCCUCGGGCUAGCAUCAUCUCGCCCCGAGCCGGUGCAGAUAGACACUACCGGCCAGUGCGCGUAUUUGGCGAUGACGACGGAGACGAGCCCGUCGAAAGCCCCAUCAAACCCAAGAUCGGCUCAAACAAAGGCUUCCAGCCAGUGCGCGUUUUCGACCAGGACGAGGAAGAGGGACCCGAGAAAGCGGUCCAGCAGCCCAAGGCCGGAUCAACCAAGAACUUCCACGCCAUCCGCGUCUUUGAACAGGACGGUGUCGACGGUGCUGCAGCACCCACAAAGCCCGAACUGCGCUACAAGACCCAUCCCCAGAAAUUCAGCCAUUUCAACCUGGGCGAAGAAGGCGAGGACGAAGACUCUCACCAAAACCGUCGUUCACUAGUAGCAGGCCGGCCUUCCCGGCCCAUGUCCCAAUGGAACUUUGAGGAUUUCAACACGCCCGAGAAACCGCGUGGAAAAGUCCGUGCGCAAGACGUGCGACACUUUGGCUGGAGCGAUAAUGAAGACGAACUCAUGGAAACACCCCCCGCGCGUCCACGCGUCGUCCAGCCUCGUCGCGACGCAAAGACACAUCUCAACCUGACCGACAACGCGCUCACAUCCGACGCCGACGCUGAAAUAGCCCCCGUGCCACAAAAGCGCAUGGUCGCCUCCUUUAACAACAACGGUCUAAGCCUCUACAGCAACACCACCCUCUACGACGAAGAAGGGAACCCAACCGCAUUUGAAAAUGAUAAUGACAUUACUACCAACAACAACAACAGCAAAAAGAACCCCCUAGGCAUCGUCCCCAACGACGCCUAUCGCAAAAAGGACUUUGAUCCUCAUUGGGAAGUCCACGACCCUUCCAUCGAGGAACGCCAACAACAGCAACAAGAUGAAGAGCAGAAAACAGAGAAUACCAGACCGAUUAGCAGUGAUCGCGUAAAGGCCGUGCAGAUGAUGACUCCAUCUUGGGAUAUGUAUGACAAGACUCCUGAUGCGAAGAAGAAGGCUACUACCACGACUACCUCGCUGCCGAAACGCGCAAGUCGGGCUGUUUUCCAGCCUAGUUGGAGUCUUGGUGAUGAGUAG
Molecule: messenger RNA, 1701 nt
Organism: Talaromyces atroroseus
Lineage: Eukaryota; Fungi; Ascomycota; Eurotiomycetes; Eurotiales; Trichocomaceae
Exons: 2
Coding region: 1-1701 (566 amino acids)
Source: RefSeq, a predicted model, not a curated record